Molecule: messenger RNA, 1742 nt
Organism: Trichomycterus rosablanca
Lineage: Eukaryota; Metazoa; Chordata; Actinopteri; Siluriformes; Trichomycteridae
Gene: celf5a
Product: cugbp, Elav-like family member 5a
Exons: 12
Coding region: 34-1668 (544 amino acids)
Biological process (GO): regulation of alternative mRNA splicing, via spliceosome; mRNA splice site recognition
Cellular component (GO): cytoplasm; ribonucleoprotein complex; nucleus
Molecular function (GO): mRNA binding
Source: RefSeq, a predicted model, not a curated record
CAUCAUUGCUCUCCAGGCUGCUGGGUGCUGGUGAUGGCCAGAUUCAUUCAGACUGAAGCAGGAAGGCAGCCGCUCUGUGCCGCUCCGCUUCUCAAUCCGGUUCCCGCUCCGGUUCCCGCUCCAGCACCGGUUCCGUGCAGCAGCCUGUUUGCGCCUGGCCCCUGGGCAGCACCGAGCCCACAUCCGCUCCUCCUCUUCCUCCACCUCCCCUACCAGCACCAGAGCGCUCCCGUCCCGCUUUCCGAACCCAUGAACGGCUCCGAGUCCAUCUCCAUCCACCCGGAGAACGGCACCAUGAAGGACCAAGACGCCAUUAAACUGUUCAUCGGGCAAAUCCCGCGCAACCUGGAGGAGAAAGACCUGAAGCCCCUGUUCGAACAGUUUGGCAAGAUCCACGAACUGACAGUGCUGAAGGACCGAUACACCGGCAUGCACAAAGGCUGUGCCUUCCUGACCUACUGCGCCCGCGAGUCGGCCAUUAAAGCCCAGAACGCCCUCCACGAGCAGAAGACGCUGCCUGGGAUGACUCGUCCCAUCCAGGUGAAGCCGGCCGACAGCGAGAGCCGCGGAGAAGACAGGAAGCUGUUUGUGGGGAUGCUGAACAAACAACAGACGGAGGAAGACGUGUACCGCCUGUUCGAGCCCUAUGGAGUCAUCGAGGAGUGCACAGUGCUAAGAGGUCCUGAUGGGAACAGUAAAGGAUGUGCCUUUGUUAAGUUCUCCACACAUAUUGAAGCUCAGUCUGCAAUCAGCGCUCUGCACGGCAGUCAGACCAUGCCGGGUGCCUCGUCUAGCCUGGUGGUCAAGUUUGCUGACACGGACAAGGAGCGCACCAUCCGGCGCAUGCAGCAGAUGGUGGGUCAGUUCGGCAUCUUUAACCCGGCCAUCGCACUGCCCUUCAGCACCUACAGCAGCUACGCACAUGCGUUGAUGCAGCAGCAAGCGGCCCUCAUGGCUGCUAGUCACAGCGGAUACCUGACGCCCAGUGUGGCCUUCCCGGCCACCCAGAUCCACCAGAUGGGCGCGCUGAACAUCAACAGCCUCCCUCCCACCCCUAUGACCCCGGUGUCGGGUGAGUUUCAUCAGCCUCUGGGCCUCAGCUCGCCACCCACUAACAUAACAUCUUCAGCCAUGCCCAGCAUCGUCACUCCGAUUGUCAACGGCUUUACUGGCAUCCCUCACCAGCCUAAUGGGCAUCCAGCGGUGGAGGCGGUGUAUGCCAACAGCCUGCCUCCUUACUCCACCCAGAGCCCCACUGCCGCCGACACACUGCAGCAGGCCUUCACCGGAGUGCAACAAUACACAGCGAUCUACCCGGCGACCACACUGACCCCUAUUGGCCAGAGCUUGCCACCUCCACCACAGGUCAUUCAGCAGCAGCAGCAGCAGAGAGAAGGACCAGAGGGCUGCAACCUAUUCAUCUACCAUCUACCACAGGAGUUUGGUGAUAAUGAACUCAUGCAGAUGUUCCUGCCCUUCGGAACGGUCAUUUCUUCCAAGGUUUUCAUGGACAGAGCCACCAACCAGAGCAAGUGCUUCGGAUUUGUGAGCUUUGACAACCCGGCGAGUGCGCAGGCCGCCAUCCAGGCCAUGAACGGCUUUCAGAUCGGCAUGAAGAGGUUGAAAGUGCAGUUAAAACGGCCAAAGGACGCCAGCCGCCCCUACUGACACUGCCCGACACACAGCGGGCUCUCUGUAACAGCACAGGUUUUAAAGUGGAAGUGAAAUUUCAAAAGGAAUUC